ACUAGUGGCUCGCAGAAAUCAUCACAUAAGUGAAGAUCUUAACUUGGUGGGGUGCACGUAGAUUCUUCGUAUUCUUGGCCAUGGAUGUGAAGCUGAUCUCCACCGGAAUACAAUAUUCGAGCCUGCCGGAGAGCUAUAAGCGGCCGGAAUCAGAAAGGCCUAAGCUGUCGGAGGUGGAGGACUGCGAAAACGUCCCCAUAAUUGACCUGGAUUGUGAAAACAGAAGCCUUGUCGUCCAGCAAAUCGGAGAAGCUUGCCGGGACUACGGAUUUUUCCAGGUGAUAAAUCAUGGAGUGGAAAAGGAAGCGGUGGAGAAGAUGGUGGAAGCGGCGAAAGAGUUCUUCAGUUUGCCGGUGGAGGAGAAGAUGAAGCUGUACUCCGACGAGCCUUCGAAGACGGUGAGGCUGUCGACCAGUUCUAACGUGAAGAAGGAGAAGGUUCACAAUUGGAGAGACUAUCUCAGGCUCCAUUGCUUCCCUUUGGACCAGUAUCUCCCUCAGUGGCCUUCCAAUCCUCCUUCUUUCAGAGAUUCUGCAAUCACAUACUGCAUGGAAGUGAGAAGACUUGGGCUGAGACUGGAAGGAGCAAUAUCGGAGAGCCUGGGCCUACAAAAAGCACACAUUGAAACUGUUCUGGGCGAGCAAGGCCAACACAUGGCUGUGAAUUUCUACCCACCAUGUCCACAGCCCGAGCUCACCUAUGGCUUGCCCGCCCACACAGACCCAAACACCCUCACCAUUCUUCUUCAAGACCUCCAUGUCUCUGGCCUCCAAGUGCUCCACAAUGAGAAGUGGCACACCGUCAAGCCCCUCCCUAAUGCCUUCGUUGUGAACAUUGGCGAUCAAUUGCAGGCACUGAGUAAUGGGAGGUACAGAAGUGUGUGGCACAGGGCCACCGUGAAUGCCGGGAAGUCGAGGAUAUCGGUGGCCUCUUUCCUUUGCCCUGCCGACGACGCCUUGAUUAGCCCCCCGGAAAAGCUCAUCGGAGAUGGAACCGGCGUCGUCUACCGGGAUUUUACAUACCCCGAGUAUUACAACAAGUUCUGGAGCAGGAAUCUGGACCAAGAGCAUUGCUUGGAACUGUUCAAGAACUAAUGGCUAUGGAAAUUAAUUAAGGAUGAAGCAAGGAAGUUGGCUUCUAUAAUUAAUUAUGGGCAUAAAUCGAAGACGUUGGAUGACCCAUUAUUGCUGCUCGAACUCAAGGGCCAAUUAUGGAGUCUAGAGGACGUUUCAAGUGCACUUGGGUCAACUAUUAAAUGGAGUCCAACUAAAAGCCCAAGACCAACCAAAGGCCCAACAAAGUCCAACUUGUAGAAGACUUUUCUUUGUUUUGUAUUUUUAUGAGUGUUUUACCACCUAAAGUCUUUUGUAUUUUAUAUCUUUCCACUAGUUAAAGUCUU
Diospyros lotus (date-plum) is the source of this 1399-nucleotide messenger RNA. RefSeq names its product protein DOWNY MILDEW RESISTANCE 6-like. NCBI's taxonomy places the organism in Eukaryota, Viridiplantae, Streptophyta, Magnoliopsida, Ericales, Ebenaceae. Bases 81 to 1094 code for a protein of 337 amino acids. The record is from RefSeq and is a predicted model, not a curated record. The transcript has 5 exons.